AUGUACGCGCAGUGGCGCGGCAUCACAGUGACAUAUGCGUACGCUGUCAUUGGCGGGGCCCCAAAAGGACAUCUGUCCAUGCUUCCGCUCGACCGCAGGAGCUCCAGCACGACGCCGGCAUCGCAGGCGCAGCUGCCCGANNCCAGGGUGCCAGGCACGAGCGCACGGAGGCAGAUGAGGAUCCGGACGAGGGCACAGCUGUGGGCUCGGCAGAUGCCAACUCUCGCAUCACGUCGAGGAGCGCGCGGGGCAAGGAGCUGCGCGACACCGGAGCUUCCAAAGCCAGGAGCGCCUCUUCUCGACUAG
Messenger RNA from Symbiodinium sp. CCMP2456, 306 nucleotides. The record is from the annotation of a GenBank genome assembly. Lineage: Eukaryota; Dinophyceae; Suessiales; Symbiodiniaceae.